UGUGUGUGAGCUAUAAAGUUUCCUUUUCUUUACAUCAUGCUGCUCUUGUAGGUAACUCUCUUAUAGGACUUUCUGAAACACCAUGAAGUGGGUUUUAAGACCUGGCAUCACUGUGAUGGUUUACCUGCUGAUGCAGCAGUGCCAAGCCUUCAUCGUCACAGAAUCGAUGGUGAAUGAAGCCCUGACCCUCCCGUGUAACUGCUCAGGAAAUUGUCCAGCGGUUCAGUGGAUCCGCUUCAUUCCUGACAAAGUUGUCAUUGUUCAGCAGAUGUGUUCAAAACAAGAGCAUUUUAACAAAAGAUUUACACUACCAGGAGAUACAAGCAGAGGAAAUUUCUCCCUGAUGAUCAGUUCAGUAGCCUACAAUGAUGCAGGCUCUUACAUGUGCAGUUGUAAUGAAAUAUCAGUGACUGAAGUAAAGCUGAAAGUUAUCAUUCCGACAGUUGUAAAGGCUUUCGAGGGGAAGAACGUCACUCUCCCGUGUUACGGAGACACUCGACAAGUCGUUAAAGAUGUAAAGUGGAAGAAAGAUGGACACGAGGUUCUGCUGUACACUCCUGCAAACAGACCGAUGACUAAACAAAACAGAUUCACGAUGUCAGUAGAAGGCUUUCUAGACGGUGAUCUCUCUCUUCACAUCAGUCCAGUUCACCUGUCUGAUACAGGAUUAUAUCAGUGUCUCAUCCACGAUGAAUCUCAGGACGGAGAACCACGAGCUGUGUUACUGAAGGUAGAAGCGCAACAACAAUUCACAACCACCAACAGCGCUAAAGUUUCAGGAUGGUUUGUACUGCUGGUAUUGUUCAUCUCUGUAGGGAUCAACAUCAUCGUCCUGAUCAUUUAAAUUACAUGAGAAAAUGCUGAGACCAGAUUUACUCCAAGCCUGCAGGAUCUUUCUCAUCUCACACUGUUGUGUAUUUGCA
Messenger RNA from Tachysurus vachellii, 923 nucleotides. RefSeq names its product CD226 antigen-like. NCBI's taxonomy places the organism in Eukaryota, Metazoa, Chordata, Actinopteri, Siluriformes, Bagridae. Gene Ontology annotation, biological process: T cell costimulation; positive regulation of T cell proliferation; negative regulation of T cell proliferation. Bases 83 to 844 code for a protein of 253 amino acids. The record is from RefSeq and is a predicted model, not a curated record. Gene Ontology annotation, cellular component: external side of plasma membrane. The transcript has 4 exons.